Ilex paraguariensis (yerba mate) is the source of this 1463-nucleotide messenger RNA. The record is from the annotation of a GenBank genome assembly. Lineage: Eukaryota; Viridiplantae; Streptophyta; Magnoliopsida; Aquifoliales; Aquifoliaceae.
CUCUCUCUCUCUCUCCAAUCUCUUACGCGUCUGGUACUUUCCACCACAUUUCCGAUCUCUGAAAACUAAUUUCUGUCCCGGAUAUUUUGCAGUUGAUACAUUGGAAUGAGUCUUCCACAAGAUCAGCAUAGACCUUUCUUCCCCUUUGGAAAUCCAUUUCGCAUGGUGUUACCUAAGGGCCCGCAUCUCUCUCCGUGGCUUCAUGAACUGUUGAACACAUUUGAGGAAACCUUGGCAGAGAGGCUUAGGAAGCUUAAGCCAAAAGACAGGGAAGAUGUACUUAGCCUAUCAUGGAUGAGGUUUGCAAUGGAGUCUCUCUGUGACACGCACACUGAUAUAAAAGUCCUCAUUACUGCCCUUGAACUCCCUGUGUCGAAUUGGGAUGAGAAAUGGAUUGAUGUAUAUCUGGACAAUAGCGUGAAGUUGCUUGAUAUCUGCAUUGCUUUCAGCUCUGAGCUGUCACGCCUGAAUCAAGGCCAUCUCAUACUUCAGUGUGUCUUGCAUAACUUGGAUUGCCACACUCCAAAGCAGUUUGUGCGUGCUCGUGCUUCACUUGAUGGUUGGAGGCAGCACAUUAAUUCAAAGAACCCAAGACUUGAGAACUUUUCUUCCAUCAUAGACAAUCUUACUGAAACACUUAACCAUCCCAAGGUGAAAACCUCAGCCAAAGGCAAGGUUUUGAUGCGUGCAAUGUAUGGAGUUAAGGUGGUAACUCUGUUUGUUUGUAGCAUCUUUUUGGCUGCGUUCUCAGGUUCGGCAAAGAAGUUGAUGGAUUUUCAGGUUCUUGAAGUAUGCUUGUGGGCAGAAGCUUUUACCGAGCUGCAGGCUUUUGUUAACAGCGGAAUAAGAAAUGUAUUUUCAACUGGAAGUGUUGCAGUAUUGAGGGAGCUUGAAUACGUUGAUAUAAUUGUCAACAAAUUGUACCCCAUGAUACAGAAUGGGGUGGGACCUGUUGAAGCUGAAGCAUUCCAGAAUUCAAUCUCAGAUUUGGGGAAGAGGAGUGAGAAGCUUUCACAAGGAUUAGAUGUUCUUGCAAAGGAAGUGGAUGGCUUCUUCCGUAUUGUUUUAACUGGACGUGAUGCUUUGCUUUGCAACCUAAGAGUGGGUAGUAAUGUUUCUGACCCAAUUGCAGAGACUAAUAAUGUAAAAGACCAAGUUGUGAGAUGAACUUUGAAGCUAAAUUCUCUCCUGUAUACUCAUGGGUGUAAGUAUGGGGUUUUCUGUUAUUUAGUUGAUGAAAAAUAUUCUGCUUUGUAUACAGUAUUGUACUUUGUAUGGUGUAACUUAUGGGUUGUGAUAUUGUCAUAUUGUACUGGUUAUCUUCUGUUUGCAUUGUUAUGUAAUGUAAAUGGUAAGGUUUGUACAGUUUGCACAAAAAUGUGUUCAUUCUUUUGACCCCACACUAUUGUUCUUGCUUUAUUUGUAUGUUUUCUCUUAUUUAUGUGCUGCAAGUUUUAAGUCUG